This is a messenger RNA of Pongo pygmaeus (Bornean orangutan), 2634 nucleotides long. RefSeq names its product apelin receptor (gene APLNR). Gene Ontology annotation, cellular component: membrane; external side of plasma membrane. Gene Ontology annotation, biological process: calcium-mediated signaling; neutrophil chemotaxis; immune response. The transcript is spliced from 2 exons. Gene Ontology annotation, molecular function: C-C chemokine binding; C-C chemokine receptor activity. The record is from RefSeq and is a predicted model, not a curated record. Lineage: Eukaryota; Metazoa; Chordata; Mammalia; Primates; Hominidae. The coding region runs from base 361 to 1503 and encodes 380 amino acids.
AAAGUGGGCUGUCACUUAAAGAUUUGGACUCACAAGAGAGGGGCUGGUCUGGAGGUGGGAGGAGGGAGUGACGAGUCAAGGAGGGGACAGGGACGCAGGAGGGUGCAAGGAAGUGUCUUAACUGAGACGGGGGUAAGGCAGGAGAGGGUGGAGGAAAUUCUGCAGGAGACAGGCUUCCUCCAGGGUCUGGAGAACCCAGAGGCAGCUCCUCCUGCGUGCUGGGAAGGACUCUGGGCAUCUUCAGCCCUUCUUACCCUCUGAGGCUCAAGCCAGAAAUUCAGGCUGCUUGCAGAGUGGGUGACAGAGCCACGGAGCUGGUGUCCCUGGGACCCCCUGCCCGUCUUCUCUCCACUCCCCAGCAUGGAGGAAGGUGGUGAUUUUGACAACUACUAUGGGGCAGACAACCAGUCUGAGUGUGAGUACACAGACUGGAAAUCCUCGGGGGCCCUCAUCCCUGCCAUCUACAUGUUGGUCUUCCUCCUGGGCACCACGGGCAACGGUCUGGUGCUCUGGACCGUGUUUCGAAGCAGCCGGGAGAAGAGGCGCUCAGCUGAUGUCUUCAUUGCUAGCCUGGCGGUGGCUGACCUGACCUUCGUGGUGACGCUGCCCCUGUGGGCUACCUACACGUACCGGGACUAUGACUGGCCCUUUGGGACCUUCUUCUGCAAGCUCAGCAGCUACCUCAUCUUCGUCAACAUGUACGCCAGCGUCUUCUGCCUCACUGGCCUCAGCUUCGACCGCUACCUGGCCAUCGUGAGGCCAGUGGCCAGUGCUCGGCUGAGGCUGCGGGUCAGCGGGGCCGUGGCCACGGCGGUUCUGUGGGUGCUGGCUGCCCUCCUGGCCAUGCCUGUGAUGGUGUUACGCACCACCGGGGACCUGGAGAACACCACCAAGGUGCAGUGCUACAUGGACUACUCCAUGGUGGCCACUGUGAGCUCAGAGUGGGCCUGGGAGGUGGGCCUGGGGGUCUCGUCCACCACCGUGGGCUUUGUGGUGCCCUUCACCAUCAUGCUGACCUGUUACUUCUUCAUCGCCCAAACCAUCGCUGGCCACUUCCGCAAGGAACGCAUCGAGGGCCUGCGGAAGCGGCGCCGGCUGCUCAGCAUCAUCGUGGUGCUGGUGGUGACCUUUGCCCUGUGCUGGAUGCCCUACCACCUGGUGAAGACGCUGUACAUGCUGGGCAGCCUGCUGCACUGGCCCUGUGACUUUGACCUCUUCCUCAUGAACAUCUUCCCCUACUGCACCUGCAUCAGCUACAUCAACAGCUGCCUCAACCCCUUCCUCUAUGCCUUUUUCGACCCCCGCUUCCGCCAGGCCUGCACCUCCAUGCUCUGCUGUGGCCAGAGCAGGUGUGCGGGCACCUCCCACAGCAGCAGUGGGGAGAAGUCAGCCAGCUACUCUUCGGGGCACAGCCAGGGGCCCGGCCCCAACAUGGGCAAGGGUGGAGAACAGAUGCACGAGAAAUCCAUCCCCUACAGCCAGGAGACCCUUGUGGUUGACUAGGGCUGGGAGCAGAGAGAAGCCUGGCACCCUCGGCCCUCCCCAGCCUUUGCCCUUGCUUUCUGAAAAUCAGGUAGUAUGGCUACUCCUUCUCCUAUGCACAACUUUAACUGCCCCCUGACUCCUGCCCUGCCCUGUCCUCCUCUACUGCUUUAUUCUUUCUCAGAGGUUUGUGGUUUAGGGGAAAGAGACUGGGCACUACAGACCUGACCCUGCACAACCCAUUUAAUCUCACUCACCCUCAGUUUCUCCAUUGGUAUGAAACGGGGGAAAGUCAUAUUGAUCCUAAAAUGUUGACGCCUGAGUCUGGACUCAAUAAAAGCUUGUUUCCCUCCGCUGCUUUCUUAGAUCUGCAAUCGUCUUUCCUCCCUCCUUUCCUUGUAGUUUUUCCCCUACCACUCUCUGCAGCUGUUGCUCCUCAUCCCUGCCUUCUGGCACGAAUCCCCUCCUAUAGCUCAUCCCCCUCCCUCCAUCCCUCCUUCUCGCCUGUCUACUUUCUUGUUCUGAAGGGCUACUAAGGGUUAAGGAUCCCCAAGCUUGCAGAGACUGACCCUGUUUAAGCUUUCUAUCCUGUUUUCUGAGUGUGAUGCAGGGAAUGGGCUGGGGCGGGGGGUGGGCUGUGUGUCAGCAGAUAAUUAGCGCUCCAGCCGUUAGAUCUGGGAGCUCCAGAGCUUGCCCUAAAAUUGAAUCACUUCCCUGUCAUUUCGGGCACUGGGGCUAGUGUGAUUCCUGCAGUUCCCCCAUGGCACCAUGACACUGACUAGAUAUGCUUUCUCCAAAUUGUCCGCAGACCCUUUCAUCCUUCCUCUAUUUUCUAUGGGAAUUGGAAGGCAGCAGGGCUGAUGAAUGGAUGUACUCCUUGGUUUCAUUAUAGUCACCUCCUUUGCCCAGAGCUGUCCUCAAAGCAUCCAGUGAACACUGGAAGAGGCUUCUAGAAGAGAAGAAGUUGUCCCUCUGAGGCUCCCGUGGGUGAUCUGCAGAGACUCCCUGCCUGCAACUCAUCUGUGAUCUGGGACAGAAGCAGAGGAGGCUGCCUGCUGUGAUACCCCCUUAUCUCCCCCAGUGCCUUCUUCAGAAUGUCUGCACUGUCUUCUGACCCUGUUAGUCACUGUGGUUCAUCAAAUAAAACUGUUU